UUUUCUCAGUCCCAAGACCAGGAAAUAAAAUGCAACUCGUCAGCCUGUGACUACUGAGCUGAUCUGUUCCUGAUAUCUUGAGUCAGCCUGCCAGACCAGCUGCAACAGCAUCAGAAAACAGGCAGAGUUACAGGAACCUGUGUGACGAUGACAUUCCAGGGACUCAUAGCAGUGUGGGCUCUCUGUCUGGUUUGUGUGAGAGGCUGGGAAGCUCCGUGGUUCUGUCAUGGAAAUGACUGCCCCGAGUUCACAGUUGUUCAUACCAAUGAGGACUUUGAAGAACGCUUCUACAACGCUUCGCAUUGGAUCACCAUAGAUGUUGCCAUCAUAAACAAAAAGGAAGUUACAAAAGCAAUUUGGACACUUUAUCAUUACACCAAAGGAGCCAAUGAAGAAAAGGCCAAAGUAGCACUGCCAUGGCCUAGCAUUAUCAUGGCGGAGGGGGAUGGCAAUGAGAGACCUGGAUCUGUGUCUUGGCCAGUUCCUCCAGGGACCCAUCUGCCCAAACCUAACGAUGCCACCAUCAAAGAGACGGACAUACCUGCUGGCACAGUUUAUGUCAGGAGUUUUGGUGGGGUGGCAUCCGAGGCUGAUGCCUAUGAUAAUGUAGAUCAGCUGAAGGCAUCUCUUGAGGCGGCAGGGAAGAGUUUCAACCCAGAUAGGAUUGUGGCAGCUGGCUAUGAUCCCCCUCUGCGACUGAUCAACAGACACAAUGAGGUCUGGGUCUUUGCUGAUUAAGAUCCAAUAAAUUCAAACGUGGAUAAUGCAGUUUCCUCCUCAAAGUAUUUUAGACAAUAAUGUGAUGACUCAUUUACAUGGAUACUGUUGAGCAGUUAAUUGUAUAUUGAUGUGUGUACUAAUUAGAUAACUUUGAGUGAACAAAACAAUAUACAGUAGCAGGCCUAAAAUGGCAAGGAAAGUAAACCAGGCUUCAAAGUAAGGCUAAUUUACCUGUCUGUGGUAUAUGAAUGCUAAAUAUAGUACUGUCAUUUCACAUAGGUUUUCUUAAUGAACACACUAAAGUUGUGUAGUGGUUUCCUCAUAUUAGCAUUGCUAGUUAUGCUGUCUCUAUGAUGUUCAUUAUGGAUGAUAAAAUACACAA
This is a messenger RNA of Sardina pilchardus (European sardine), 1102 nucleotides long. RefSeq names its product heme-binding protein soul2 (gene soul2). Bases 148 to 738 code for a protein of 196 amino acids. Gene Ontology annotation, molecular function: heme binding. Gene Ontology annotation, cellular component: cytoplasm. The transcript has 6 exons. Lineage: Eukaryota; Metazoa; Chordata; Actinopteri; Clupeiformes; Clupeidae. The record is from RefSeq and is a predicted model, not a curated record.